Sipha flava (yellow sugarcane aphid) is the source of this 2982-nucleotide messenger RNA. RefSeq names its product putative ferric-chelate reductase 1 homolog. Gene Ontology annotation, molecular function: oxidoreductase activity, acting on metal ions. Bases 586 to 2982 code for a protein of 798 amino acids. NCBI's taxonomy places the organism in Eukaryota, Metazoa, Arthropoda, Insecta, Hemiptera, Aphididae. The record is from RefSeq and is a predicted model, not a curated record. The transcript has 16 exons.
UUAUGUACACGGUCGGCCACCACCGCCGCCGUCGCCGCCGCCGCCGUCACCGACGCGCAUUCGUCCGGUCGCCAUAUCUCGUCGUCAGUACGUAUCCCGCGCGCGCGCAGUACGAUGGUUCGACGUGAAUCCGAUUGACCGACCGGUUCUAAUUAUUACUAAUAUUAUUAUUACAUAUUUUCCCUGUUUUUCUUCUCUCCUCCACUUAGUGCGCGUAUCUUUUUUUUUUUUUUUUUCUGUACUUUUUCGUACACGACGAAAGUUGGUCGUUGAUAAUUGUUUUACAGUGCAACAUCGGCGCAAAGGAUCAAGUGCGUUAUCUUCCCACGUUCACUGCUACAACGCCUUUCCUUGCUCAGAUUGGCGAACUGAAAUAACCGGAGCACAUUAGUUGAGUCCCGUGAAAAAGGAAUAAAUGAAAAAAAGAUAACGAGCAGUUCGAAUAAAACGGUCGGCCGUGUGCAAAUACGAAGACAGUACUACGAGAGGAGCUCGCGGUGUUAUUGUUUGUGGUUCUCACGGUUACGUUCGUAGAAUUGUCGAAACAACAUAAGUUAUAUCAACGUCGCCAAUCAUCCGUCCGAUAUGGUGGCUUUCAAUCGAUUUUCCGCUACCACCGCCUUGGCGGUCUUAUGCUUUCUGCAGGCGACCCACGGAUACGAAUCCGGAGCGCCGGAAUUGACGUGCCGUACCAUGAUACCGGGUCACGGUGAGGCGGCACAGACGUCUGUACCGAACUACAGGAUCGCUACGUCCGAAAACGUCACAUCCUCGAGGACCCGCGUGACGCUGACCGCACCUAAAGUCAACGACUACUUCAUCGGAUUCUUGAUUGAAGCUCGCGUCCCUGGUUCCAAUGAAGACGCUGUCGGGUCGUUCGUGCAAGUGCCGCAAGAUUCGCUGACCCUUGACUGCAACCAAGUGCCCAGUUCUGGCGUGACACAUAGCAGCAAUACGAAAAAGAAGUCUGUGGAAUUCGACUGGGAAGCACCGGAUAACUUUAACGGACAAGUGCAUUUCGUGGCUACUGUCAUAAAGGAUUAUGCGACGUUCUGGGUCGGCAUUAAUUCGAAUCCUAUUCAGGUGAAAGGCUCAAAAGAUGGAUCUUCGGCGAUCAGACAAACUGAGACCAGCAGAACGGAUAAUGGACUAAAAGAAACCGAGGUGAACAUUUACAAUGGUUGCGGAAAAAACAAGAACUGUGUUGGCGCGCCGCUCGGUUGUAUUCAAACGAUGAACUGUCGCGCUAUCGUGGCGCUGAUGCCUUGGAACGAUAAAUAUAAUUUUGAAAUGUUAGCCCACGACAGCCAGUACGUGGCGUUCGGACUUUCCGAUGAUAAUAAAAUGGGCGGCGACGGCGUAGUCGAGUGCGCCCACGAGGUGAACGGUCGCAGCAACAGCGUGAACGCGUACAAGUCGUGGAACGUGCCCAACCGGAAGCAAAACCAACGCGUCGAGGACUUGUCGGGCGUAAGUUUGGAGAGUGCCGCGUACGUCGACAACGCCAUUUACUGCAAGGUCGUCGUCGAUUCCGUUUUCAAAGUGGAAGACAACGUGUACAACCUGGACGACGAUGAUUAUUUCGUCUUGCUGGCCGCCGGCUCUUCGUUGAAACCGUUCAGUGUCGAUUACCACGACGUAGCUUUCAUAAGCAGCACUGACAAGAGAAAACUCGGACAGCUCAAAGCGGCCCGCGUGGCCGAUCCGUUUUACGACGAUUGUGGCCAGACAAAAACAUGCUUCGGGUCUCCGGACGGUUGUUUGGAGGCUCAAGACUGCGUGGCUGUGACGGCCGUCAAAGUCGAAGGGACCCGGUACAUGUUUGAAAUGAAAGCCAGGAACGCAGCCUAUGUAGCCGUCGGGAUUUCGGAAGAUCAAAAAAUGGGUGGUGACAGUGUUGUCGAAUGCGUGCACGAAAACGUGGGCACAAACUUGGUCAAAGCUUACACGUCCUGGAACGUACCUAAUCAAAAGAGCAACAAACGUCUGUCGAAUCAAAACGGAAUUAUACUGUUGAACUCAUCAUUCAUUGACGGUACAAUUUAUUGUAAUGUGGUCCGGGACGCGGUGGCCAGAGUGGAAGGAACAAACUUCGAUUUGAUUAGGAACAAAUACUACUUGCUGAUCGCCGCCGGCACGUCGUUGAAAGAACGUAGUGUAGGCUACCACGAUUUGGCCUUCACCUCGACCGCGGAGGCGAGCUCGCUUUCAGAAAUCAAAUCGCUGAGGACAUCGUCGAAAUUGCUGUUGAGGUUACACGGUUCGUUCAUGAUCGUCGCAUGGAUCGGAGCGGCCAGUAUCGGCAUAGUCAUUGCGAGGUACUACAGGCAGACGUGGGUCGGAGCUUCGUGUUGUUCCAAGGACUUGUGGUUCGGGUGGCAUCGUCUGCUGAUGAUGUUCACGUGGGUUCUGUCGCUGGCCGGAUCCGCGUGUAUCUUCGUGGAACUCGGCGAAUGGGUGACCGGUCCAAGUCAAACGCACGCGCUGCUGGGCGUCGUCACCACCGUUCUGGCGUUCUUCCAGCCGAUAUUCGCCGCGUUCCGGCCUCACCCGGACUCGUCGAAAAGACCGAUUUUCAACUGGAUCCAUUGGCUCGUCGGAAACGCCGCGCACAUCUUCUCCAUUCUGACCAUCUUUUUCGCCGUCACUCUCAGCAAGGCCGAACUUCCCUCCUGGAUGGACUGGAUUCUAGCGGCGUACGUUGGCUUCUACGUUGUCAUCCAUCUGAUACUGUCGAUAUCUGGUUGUAUGAGCGAAAAAUCCGGUAGCAUGCGCAUAAACACGUUCCCCAUGAAGGAUCUUCACAACGGCAGGAGUCCGAUGAGUUACGAACAACACAAAGACGCGCCGCACGCCGGGUUCAGGAAAUUUUGGCUGUUCAUUCACGUACUGUUCAUUGUUAUUAUAACGGCUGUCUUAGUAUUGAUUGUUGUUUUCGCUCCGAUCGAAUCCAAGUUAAAUUCUAUUCGCGGAGAAUAUUAG